UGUCGCUUGCCGUUCCUUGUACUGCCUGAGCAAUCUCUGAGUUCUGAGGGAGUUUACUUGUCUGCUGUAUGGUGUCUGGAUCUUUGUGAGUACUCCGAGUUUGGGGAAUUGCUGGGGCUGUGGUUGUCUUGGAUGGAAUUUCGCAAUGGUCAUCAAGUGGAUUGACCCUGAUGCUCUCCACCAAGGCAGCGAAGGACUCGCCGUGAACAAUACUUUCCGGAACCGGUUGCUAGCUCGCAUCGCACUCCACACAACAGCCAAGGUGUUCAAGCGGGACCCGCCCUGUGUCCGUCUAACUCAAGGAAAGAUUCUCAAGACGGGACUCGAUGUCCACCUUACCGAAGCGGCGACGCUGAAGUAUGUGGCGGAACACACUUCGAUCCCAGUCCCGAAAGUCUAUUGCUCCUUCCUCCACAAAAAGCGUGCAUAUAUCGUCAUGGAACGCAUCCGAGGCGAAUCUCUAGCAGCCGCCUGGACAAAACUGACGCAAGGGGCACGCGAGAAAAUCUUUCUACAGCUGAAGAACAUGAUCCAAGAGCUUAGAAGUCUAAAGCCGCCGCCAGGAACUGGAAUACAGAGCUGUGUUGGAGGAUCGCUCUAUGACACGCGUCUGCCCCAUGGAACUCCACGCUUCGGGCCCUUCAAAUCGACGCUCGAAUUCCAUCACUGGCUAAGGGACGGGCUUGAACCCUCGCAGAUCGGCCCUCACGUAUCCGAAGAAGAUGCCCGUGACCUCAAAGCCAUGGUCGCCAGACAGGACCGAGAUGAUUGGGGUGCUCCAGUCUUCACACACUGUGACUUGAAUCCCACAAACAUCAUCGUCCGUGGGGAGCAGAUUGUCGCCAUCAUCGAUUGGGAGUUUGCCGGAUGGUAUCCGGCCUACUGGGAAUAUGCGUGCGCGUGGUUUGGAAACAUUCUACGGACCGAAUGGCAGAAUACCCUACUCUCAAUACUCGACCCCUAUCCCGAGGAGCUGGAAAUGGACAGGACGCGCUGCAAAUGGUACGGGGAAUGGUAGCGCGGGGUCCAUGAACCCAGGGACUUCAGGCGCCCAUGAAUAUAUUGAAGACCUAUUCAAGGAGUACUCAAACAAUCGUCUCCUUCCCCUCCAGCAAAUCGUACGUCGGCCGCGGCCUCGCCAAAUCCUCCGGCCUCUCAUACCUCCCCUCCUCCCUCUUCCGCCCAAUAUACCCCCU
Westerdykella ornata is the source of this 1196-nucleotide messenger RNA. RefSeq names its product kinase-like protein. The transcript has a single exon. Lineage: Eukaryota; Fungi; Ascomycota; Dothideomycetes; Pleosporales; Sporormiaceae. Bases 146 to 1018 code for a protein of 290 amino acids. The record is from RefSeq and is a predicted model, not a curated record.